Molecule: messenger RNA, 2405 nt
Organism: Abrus precatorius (Indian licorice)
Lineage: Eukaryota; Viridiplantae; Streptophyta; Magnoliopsida; Fabales; Fabaceae
Product: polyadenylate-binding protein 3
Exons: 7
Coding region: 208-2160 (650 amino acids)
Cellular component (GO): ribonucleoprotein complex
Molecular function (GO): RNA binding
Source: RefSeq, a predicted model, not a curated record
UCCCUCCUCUUUUGUUCUUUAUUUCCAGAAAAAAAGAAAAAUAUUUUCCUAAAAAGAAAAAUAAUAUCCAAAAUUAUAAAAGAUCGGUCGUUACUUAAUUGUUUUAACCUAGAUAUCCAUCCACUCAUAAAAUCACACUCCUCAUUCUUUUUUUCUCGUCUUCAGUUAUUUUUUUCCUUCAAUUUUUGUUUUUUCUCAGAAGAGUGAAUGGCAGCGGCGAUUUCUUCACCGAUGAUUCAGUCUGCGGGAACAAUGGCUCCCGCCUCGAAUCUGACAGCAUUGGGCGGAGGGACAUUCGCGAAUGCAUCGCUGUAUGUUGGCGAUCUCGAAGGGAAUGUGAACGAGGGACAACUUUUUGAACUGUUCGGUCAGGUGGCGCAGGUGGUCUCGAUUAGGGUUUGUAGGGAUCAGACCAAGCGAUCCUCUCUCGGUUACGCAUACGUCAACUUCGGCAAUGCUCAGGAUGCGGCAAAUGCCAUGGAACUGCUGAACUUCACUCCUCUGAAUGGGAGACCCAUUCGAAUUAUGUUUUCUCAACGAGAUCCUAGCAUUCGGAAAAGUGGAUAUGGCAAUGUGUUCAUUAAGAACCUGGACACAUCAAUUGAUAACAAGGCAUUACAUGACACUUUUGCUACCUUUGGCAAUGUCCUUUCUUGUAAGGUGGCUCUUGACAGCAGCGGCCAGUCAAAAGGACAUGGCUUUGUUCAGUUUGACAAUGAAGAGGCUGCCCAGAAUGCAAUCAAACAGCUGAAUGGUAUGUUAAUUAAUGAUAAACAAGUCUAUGUUGGACUCUUUGUUAGGCGCCAAGAAAGGGCUCCUACAAAUGGAUCACCAAAGUUCACUAACGUGUACGUGAAAAAUUUUCCUGAGACGUAUACUGACGAGGACCUGAAGCAGCUAUUUAGCCCUUAUGGUACAAUAACCAGUGCCACUGUUAUGACAGAUAUGAAUGGAAAAUCUAGAUGUUUUGGUUUUGUAAAUUUCCAGAGUCCAGAUUCUGCGGCUGCUGCAGUUGAGAGGUUGAAUGAAACUACCAUGAAUGAUGAUAAGGUUUUGUAUGUGGGGAGAGCUCAGAGGAAAGCUGAAAGAGAGGCUGAGUUGAAAGCCAAAUUUGAGCAGGAAAGAAUUAAUAGAUUUGACAAAUUAAAAGGUGCUAAUUUGUACUUGAAAAAUCUCGAUGACAGCUUCAGUGAUGAAAAGUUGAAAAAUCUAUUUUCUGAGUUUGGAACUAUAACGUCUUGUAAGGUAAUGCUUGAUUCACAUGGGCAUAGCAAGGGAUCUGGUUUUGUGGCCUUUUCUUCUCCCGAAGAAGCAACUAAAGCUUUGAAUGAAAUGAAUGGAAAGUUGUUGGGAAGGAAGCCUUUGUAUGUUGCUGUGGCACAGCGCAAAGAGGAGAGGAAGGCUCGUCUACAGGCUCACUUUGCUCAAAUCCGAUCACCUAAUGGAAUGACACCUCUGCCCACAGGAAUUCCUGGAUAUCAUCCUGGCACACCAAGACUUGCCCCUCAACAGAUGUAUUAUGGUCAAGGCACACCUGGCUUCAUUCCACCACAGCCUGCUGGAUAUGGUUUCCAGCACCAAAUCUUGCCUGGAAUGCGGGGCGUUGCUCCAAAUUUCAUUAUGCCUUACCAACUUCAGAGGCAGGCUCAGCCAGGACAGAGGAUGGGAUUUCGAAGAAAUGGAAAUCUUCAACAAGUGCAGCAAAACCAGAUGCUACAUCGCAACUCCAACCAAGGGUAUAGAUACAUGGCUACCAGUAGAAAUGGCAUGGACCCAUCUUUAGUUCCUCAAGGUCUUGGGGCUCCAAUGAUGCCGAUGACCUUUGAUGGUUCUGGAGUUGCUGCAACUUCUAAUGAUAAUCAGCAUCCAGGAGCAGUGUCUGCCACACUUGCCUCUGCUUUAGCCUCUGCCACCCCGGAAAAUCAACGCAUGAUGUUGGGUGAACAUUUAUAUCCUCUAGUGGAGCGUCUUACAACAAACCAAUAUACGGCAAAAGUGACAGGGAUGUUGCUUGAAAUGGACCAAUCAGAGGUAAUACAUCUGAUUGAAUCUCCAGAAGACCUGAAGAUAAAGGUAUCAGAGGCAAUGCAGGUCCUGCGUGAAGCUGCAUCAGGGACUGAAAUCAGUGAUCAACUUGGUUCAAUGUCUUUAAAUGAAUAAAGUAAUCACUGGUAGAUGUGUUGCGUUCGAUCAUCCGUGAGCAGCACUUUUUUGGACCUAGUAUUCUAUAGAGUCUUCUGAAAUUUUAACUUUCAGUGGGAUCACUUUUUCUUUUUGCGAGAAUAUUGAUUUGAGUUGACAUGGAGGGAUCCAGGGAUUUGUUUUGGUAGUUUUUUUUAGCAUCUUAAUGAUUUUAGUAUUUUCAGACUUAUAAUUAUAUUUAUCUUGACAACAAUUUUGUUUUU